Messenger RNA from Trichoderma asperellum CBS 433.97, 2752 nucleotides. RefSeq lists its product as uncharacterized. NCBI's taxonomy places the organism in Eukaryota, Fungi, Ascomycota, Sordariomycetes, Hypocreales, Hypocreaceae. The record is from RefSeq and is a predicted model, not a curated record.
CCCUUGUAUGACUGCUCGACGAGAAACCCUCUUUUUUCUUUUAUAUAAUCAUCUUCUAUUUCGUUUCGCUAGUCCCUUCAUCCCACGUUCUUGAUCUCGCCUUCAACAAGGUGGACAGCGCAUAUCUAUCAUGGACGGGCUAGCAGUAGAGCAGUAUCCUCUUACGCGGACGCCGCCGCUCGCGUCGACGGAAUCGACCAUGGCUGGUCUUCCCUCGCAGCAGUCUCCUCGACAGCUCUCAGAGAAGCGAGAGCUGCCUCACCACCCGAUGCUCAGCACAGCCGCCCUGCUGAAUCCCAUUAUCGAGAAGGAAACCGUUUUGCCGCCAGUUGAGGACUCUGUGGCGCAUCGCCAUCCGCAGUCUAUGUCUCCUCCUCCUCGGCUGCCGCCGAUUCAUUCCCGCUCUCAUUCUCCGCGGUCUCUUUCACACCCUCACUCCAUCUCUCAGUCUCAUCGUUCUCACUCCAACCCCAACUCGCAAUCCCAGUCUCCGGUUAUUGAGAAUGCAAUCUCAGCAUCCACCACGCCUCCGCGAGAGCCAACAAUCAACGGACUCGCCAUGGAUAACGCGCCAAAACGUUCCAACGGCCAUAUCAAGCAUUCGCCUGACGACAACGAAGCAGAAAGCGAGCUUAGUGAGCCGGACAGCAACGUUCGUUCGCCAUCAGGGUCCUCGCAUCUUCGCGCCAUCUCUGACGAGGACGAGACUAUGACAGACAUUCAGCAUGAGCCAGUAGUCCCCCACUAUCCUAAGCGUAAGCGAAACUCAGUCUUCACCGAUCUUAGUGAGAGCAAGAUGGAGCUUCCCAAUGGCGCUGUGCCUGGCCAAAGUCUCAAGUCCAAGACAUCUCGGCAGAGUCUGGGAACCGUCCGAGGUGUUUUGCUGGGCCACUGGCGAGACUCUCCAAUUCCAGAUCCCGAAGGCCGCCACGCCGUCAUUGGAUUUAUAGACGUGCGCGACCGACUGCGAACUCGAAUCCAGCCUUAUACCGUCACCAACGAGCCAGUCAGCAACGAUUAUCCCAUGCCCCCUGGGCCCGGUGGCAGCUGGGUUACCUUCGAAAGAGUUGUCUUUUCUAAGCAUCUAGUCGGCCUUGACCACUUCCAAGUUAAGGAGUAUGUGAGGCUGCGCACCGACUCCCAAGAUGAAUCUGAGGAGGAACGCAAGGCUGCUGAGACGGCAGCUGUCAAAGAGGCGAUUCGCCGAGUCAAGGAGAACCCUGCAUAUGAUAAUCCAGCCACUCAGCCUGCCAUAGCUCAUGGCCUUGAGUUGCCCGACUCAGCAUCCAGUCCCGGACGGCUAGAUUCAAAGAGGAGACGCGUGAGUGGUGGAUUUGCUUCCAUCAAUCCCGGUGGCAGUAAUAGCCCGCCGGAGCGUUCGCCCUUGCUGCCAUCGCAGCCAGCGCUGCAACCCCGGCCACCCCAUGUCCCGAAACUGCAUGGCCCGCUUCCAGGCACUAGACCCACGCGCAUCCUCUUGGGAUUCUGGAAGGGCUCGAGUGAAGAGGACCCCAGAGACCGGCACGCUGUCUACGGCAUCUUGGGCCAGAAUGACAUGUUUAGAGUAAAAGUAGUCCGUGAAACUCGUGAUGGCCGAUUUGUUGACGGCAACUUUCCCACGGGUGCGGGUGCAUUGUGGAUACAGUAUGAAGAGGUUGAAUUUGAGCCGCAUUUGAAGCCGCUUCAAAGAUCUGAGAUUAAAGAAUACUGCCGGGUUCGUCAGUAUCAACUAGAUCAGGGCGAAGUGCCUGAAGAACGAGUCAACAACGAAAUUAGAGCCGUUCAUGAAGCCCAGGCUCGCGCCGGCUCGGGCUACAGACAUGUUCACCAGGCCAUCGCCCCAUACCACCCUACAGUUGCUGACGACUCGGAUCUGACGAAUGGCCGGUCAGACGUUGGUGGAGCUCAGCAACAUGAACUUCGGCAGUCGCGCCGCGGAGAAUCCCGGACUACUCCUCGACAGUCCUUCAACGAGAACGACAUGCGCCAGACAUCGAGAGCCUACGCCGCCGAGCAGGAGCCUUCGCGCCCAGACUCUCGCGCAAUGAACCGUGUCCAUAGUUCCGACGGAAUGGAGCGUACUAAUGCGCUCGCCCGCCGAGAGAUUGCACGCGUCGAGGCUGCUCAGGGCCGAGCUGACCGACAUGCCUUGCACCGAGAACGGGCGGCCGCACUCGUUGCCGACGCUGCUGCCGCCGCCGCCGCCGCAGUUGUCGCCUCUGCACCGUCCCCUGCGACAAACGGCAGACCGCCAUUCCACGAGUCUGAAGAUAUGCAGCGCUUGAACAAAGUCUGGGCUCGGCAAGAGAGCCUUCGUCUGAAGGCUGGCGCUGAGGAUGCCAAGAUGUAUGACGGUGUCAAAUAUGAGCGCAAGACGAAUGGGCCGUUUAUUGGCAAGCUUGUCUCGCAGGGAACCAUCAUUAAUAUUGAUGGGGAAGACUACGUAGAAUACCGCGUUCUUACGAAGCCCUCCUUUUUCUAAAUGCCGUCUUCUUGAUUCUCAUCUUUUUUUAAAAUGCCGCAGUUUGGCCCUGGAUGCACCAUCUUGACAUGACCGGGACUCGAGCUGACCCAAGACUUACGGAGACAAGUGCGAUACAAUGCGAUAUAAUACCGCCACAAGCGGAACGAUCUGCUGCAAAAAUGAGGGAUGAUUUAUUAAUCCCACGUCUUUACCUAAUGGAACUGUGAACUUUAAAAUAGACGAAGCGGAAGAAUUAGAUGAGAGGAGACUGAUUCUUUGCUCUCUUUG